Paracoccidioides lutzii Pb01 is the source of this 2307-nucleotide messenger RNA. RefSeq names its product membrane copper amine oxidase. Gene Ontology annotation, cellular component: plasma membrane. Gene Ontology annotation, biological process: amine metabolic process. The transcript is spliced from 3 exons. The record is from RefSeq and is a predicted model, not a curated record. The coding region runs from base 1 to 2307 and encodes 768 amino acids. Gene Ontology annotation, molecular function: primary methylamine oxidase activity; copper ion binding; quinone binding.
AUGCGACCAAAGCGUCUUUUAGCACUGGGAUUUUUCGACCUCGCCGCUGCGACAUCUCCAUUUGCCUAUGACCCAUCCGCUUUACACAAGCGGAAUAGCAAUUACGGGGAGGAGGACAGUUGCCUGGCGGAGCCCGUGCCUGUCACUAAAGUUCCAAAGACCAAUGUUUGGGCCGGGAUUAGCGCUGAAGAUAACCUGGCUGUGUGGGAGCUCCUUCACAGCCCUACCACUGGCCUCAACUUGACGCAUCCCGAAAAUGCAACGAUAACGGACAAUUAUGUCUUCUGGAUCGACGCUUUGCCGACAAACAAGUCGGCUGUACUUGCUUACAUUGAUGGCAAUAACCUGCCACCCCCGAAGUAUGCCCGGACUAUCAUUUUUGAAGGUGGAAGGAAUGGUCCUAGAUCUCAAGAGUACAUGGUGGGGCCUCUUCCAGUCUCCCCUGAAACCACUGUCGAACCCCUUGACUACAUCUACAAUGGAGGUAUGGGUGGAUCCGUGCCUUUUAAUGCUCGCUACUUCGACGACAUACGCGAAAGGGCUGUGGAGCCACUGAUUUCCUCUGUUAUGUCGAAACUUGCCAACAUAACGUCUGCAUUGUUCCAGGGUGGUGUGUAUUACGGCAGGUAUGACAACAGGACAAAUCUGAUAUAUGGAACUACGGAUCCUAUUUCUUUCGAUGGAGAACAAGCAUUCCUCAACAUUAUGUUUCGAUCUCCAUCUAGAGCGCCAUUUUUGACUCCAAUCGACUUCUUUCUGCUGAUUGACUGGACAGGGACGGACCCGUCCUCUUACUCUGUGAAGGGAUUUGUGACCAAGGAGCGGUUCUUUCGUACGACCGAGGAAUUGACAACAUCGUUCGAAGCCGGCGAGCUGAAACAGGAGUUUGACCAGACCUUAGAAGAUUCCUGGACUUUGCUGAAUCGUAAUCCUGAGAUGGGAAUUCGUAAGCUGGAUGAGAAAUUCUCUGCCACUAUCCUUGAAUUGGGAGGGAAAAGGUACAAGUUGGAUACAGACCAGCGUCGCUCUCUAGGACUCAUGUUAUUUGAUAUCAAGUUCAAAGGUGAACGGAUUUUGUAUGAAUUAUCUCUUCAAGAAGCAACCUCUCAAUACGGAGGAAACCAACCAAAGGCUGCCAAUACAGUCUUUCAAGACACCUACUUUGGUUUGGGAACCAAGAUGGGGACUCUGCUCGAAGGAUACGACUGCCCAUUCGGGUCCACGUUUUUGAAUCUGACUUACCACGAAGGCAACCACACAAUCACUAGCAUGGAUUCCCUUUGCAUUUUUGAGACCGACCUGGGAUUUCCUCUUUCCCGCCACCGCUCCGAUGACGAAGAGUCUAAUUGGGCUUCAAAAAACCUUGGUGUCAUCAAGGGGAAUGCGCUCAUAACCCGCGUCGUGGCAACCGUUGAUAAUUACGAUUACAUGUUCGACUACGCGUUCCACGUCGACGGUUCUCUCGAGAUCUCCGUUCGUGCCAGCGGCUACCUCCAGGCUAGUCCUUACUUCGAGUCGCAGCAGAAAUGGGGCCCUCGCGUCCAGCAAGCGACCCAAGGUUCAAUCCACGACCACAUCCUGACUUGGAAAGCUGACUUUGACAUCGUCGACACAGCCAACUCCUUCGAGAUUAGCAAAUUAGUCGCAGCAGAGCAAUCUCAGCCCUGGUUCCCAGAACUAGGCGUUUUCGAACAGAUUGAGCUCCAAGCCAGCUAUCUCGAAAAAGAAGAUCGUUUCAACUACGAACCAAAUAAUCAAGCCAUGUACUGUGUCGUGAACAGAAACAGAAAGAAUGCCUGGGGCGAAAAUCGCGGAUACCGUAUUGUGCCCGGCCGCUCUAACGUCCACCUCACAGCGGGCAACUCUCCCUUCUCACGCAAGAAUUGCGAAUUUGCGAAGCAGCAUCUCGCCGUCACUCGCCAGCAUGACAAUGAACCCUUUGCCAACUCCGUCCAGAACGCUAAUUUGCCCUGGAAACCACAGCAGGAUUUUAGCAAGUUUUUCGACAACGAGUCCCUUGACCAGGAAGACCUUGUGGUGUGGAUGAAUAUGGGCAUGCACCAUUUCACACGCGCUGAGGACGUGCCUGUGACGCUGUUCAGCGAGUCGUAUGCCAGUAUGAUGCUUUCACCGCAUAAUUUUUUUGACCGGGCGCAGGAUGGCGACUUAAUGAAUCGGCGUUGGGUUGUUGAAGAUAAGGAGGGUGGAAAAUUGGAUUUUGAAGAUUAUGGUGUGAAGCUUCCGCAGUGUAGGGUAGAGUUCAAAGAGCCGGUUAUGCGCUUCAAUUCAGCACUUGAGAGACUUUAG